CUGGCCCUGGCGCUUUCCUCCCCGACUGUUGCCCCCACGCCGCACACUCCCUCCACUGACAGCUCCGCGCAGGACCCCGCACGUCAUCGGCCAGCGGCGCCACGCGACAAGUGCGGGAAGGCCGGACGAGAUUUUCAGCGGAGCGUCGACACCUGGCCGUCGUCAACCCGGAGGCGGGGGCUACAAAGAUCCACGGCGCACUACCGGCUCCCCAUUCCGUCGUCCCCCGGUGCGCGCCUAGUGGGUGAACUGUGUCCGCGCACGGGCAUCAUCCUAUACGUCUCUCUGUGACUCUGUGUGUACACAUUGGUAGGGGUAGGACAUCUCCCAGCCCAACCACCAACACACCGCCCUCCCUUCAUCAUCACUCCGCCCCAGCAGAGGCCGUGCCAGCCAGCCAGCCAUGGUGUCGCUCGCCGGCUCCCAGAUCCUCUCGCCCAAGCAGAGGCCGUGCGCGCCGCGCCGCCCGGGCCACUCCAUGCGCACCAUCCGCUCCGCGCUGCUGCACCCGGACUCGCCCCCGGGGCCCAGCUCCCGCCCGCGCGCCGCCGCCGACGAGGGGGACUCGGACAUUGAGAACCUCACCGACUCCGUCAUCGACUUCCGCCUCAGCGAGCUGGCGGCCACCGCGGGGCCCGCGCACCCGGCGGCGGUCGCCAAGUCCUCCUCCGCCAACGCGGCGGCCACGGAGAUGCUGGAGCUGUCCCGGGACUUCUCCGACUACUCCAGCUUCAACUCCGACAUCUCCGGGGAGCUCGAGCGGCUGGCCGCGGCCGCCGCCACGCCCAGAUCCGACGCGCCGGACCUCGCCGCCGUGGAUCUGAACGACCUCGAGUCCAUGGAUCUGUCGGCGGACGCGGCGCCGCUGGACCGCGUGGAGCCGUUCGUGCUGGCGUGCGUGCAGGCGCUGGGGCCCGACGCUGCGCCCGACGCGCGCCGCGCGGCGGCGGCCAGGAUAAGGCUGCUGGCCAAGCACCGCUCCGACAUCCGCGAGCUGGUCGGCGUGUCCGGGGCGAUCCCGGCGCUGGUGCCGCUGCUGCGGAGCACCGACCCGGUGGCGCAGGAGAACGCGGUGACGGCGCUGCUCAACCUCUCGCUGGAGGAGCUCAACCGUUCGGCCAUCACGGCGGCAGGCGCCAUCAAGCCGCUCGUCUACGCGCUGCGGACCGGGACGGCGUCGGCCAAGCAGAAUGCCGCGUGCGCGCUGCUCAGCCUGUCGGGCAUCGAGGAGAACCGCGCCACCAUCGGCGCGUGCGGCGCCAUCGCGCCACUCGUCGCGCUGCUCUCCGCUGGCUCCACCCGGGGAAAGAAGGACGCGCUCACCACGCUCUACCGUCUCUGCUCGGCGCGCCGGAACAAGGAGCGUGCCGUCAGCGCUGGAGCCGUCGUGCCGCUCGUGCACCUCAUCGGCGAGCGCGGCACCGGGACGUCGGAGAAGGCAAUGGUGGUUCUUGCCAGCCUCGCCAGCAUAGCCGAGGGCCGCGAUGCUGUGGUGGAAGCCGGUGGGAUACCCGCACUGGUUGAGACCAUCGAGGACGGCCCUGCGAGGGAGAAGGAGUUCGCCGUGGUGGCUCUGCUGCAGCUGUGCUCCGAGUGCUCCAGCAACCGUGCGCUUCUCGUUCGAGAAGGGGCCAUCCCUCCACUCGUUGCGCUCUCACAGUCCGGCUCUGCUCGUGCCAAGCACAAGGCUGAGACCUUGCUAGGUUACUUGCGCGAACAGCGACAAGGGGGCGGUGGCUGCCGAGCCGGACAAGGCGGCGCAGCUACGAGCAUGGCUCGGUGACGGGCUGGUCAUGCGACGAAGUCACGAGCUUGGCUAGGUAAAUGCAGCACUGGUAUGGUGAAAUGCAGAAAGUAAUGCUUGGUUUGUCUUUCACCUCGCCGGCUCUGUUCUUGAUCCGGACGUCGAGAACAGAGCAGCCCAAUAUGGAUGGGGCGCGAUGAUCAUGUGUAAAUAACGGCGGGCUUUUGGCUCGGUUCUGUGAAUAUACAUAUGUGGUCUGCGACUGCGAGUGAUGGAAGGUUAGAUGGCUGGUCACUAACAUCAGUUGAGAGGAGCAUCCAGGUUAUCUUAGGAGAGGACCUGGGUUGCUUCUCAGUAUGUGUGGUGUCGAGAUGUAGCUGUGUACAGGAGGUAUGUUAGGGCGGUAAUAUGGUAAUGCCGGUUUGGCUUUGCGAUGUUAUAGGGGAAUGUUGGAGGGCCAAACCAUGUCUUUUUUACUUGAUGUUUGGAAUCCAAAUCCCCCUUGUUCCGUUUUA
Molecule: messenger RNA, 2259 nt
Organism: Aegilops tauschii subsp. strangulata
Lineage: Eukaryota; Viridiplantae; Streptophyta; Magnoliopsida; Poales; Poaceae
Molecular function (GO): protein binding
Source: RefSeq, a predicted model, not a curated record